GAUGCAGAGUGACACGCAUAUGGGCGGCCAUGAGACCUUUUGUACACAUUGAAAACAAAAAACAAGAGACAUUGUCAAGAUGUUACUGCUAUCGGUAACACUGCUUCUUCUUCACCAAGGAUAUACGCUGGCUCCAGUGACUACAGUUCAACUUGGUGAAUCUGCAACCUUAACGUGUGCUCUGCCUAAUACUGAGUUAAAACGCAAUGACCUCCGCUGGUACAAGCAGAGUGCUGGAGAGACUCUGACAUUAAUUGUGACACUGCUCGAAUCCUCCAAACCUAAGUUUGCACCAGGGUUUUCUGACUCAAAAUUGGAGGUAAAUACUGGAAACAAUUUAAGCACCCUGACCAUUCGGAGGACAAUCCCAGAAGAUGAAGGAAUGUAUCACUGCUUAAUCGAGGACUGGAUUAGGAAUCCGGGAUGGAGUGGGACAUAUUUGUUACUAAAAGGAAACACUCAGAGGACUUUAGACUAUUCUGUUCAGUGGCCGACAUUAUCUGAUCCGGCUCCUCAAGAAAACUCGAUGACCCUUCAGUGUUCGGUCCUCUCUAAAUCUAAAAAUAAAACAUGUCCAGGAGACAUCAGUGUGUUCUGGUUUAGAGCGGGAUCAAAUAAAUCUCAUCCUAGCAUCAUCUACAGUGAUGGAAGAAGACAAGAGGAAUGUGAGAAGUUGCCGGACACUCAGAAGAGUUGUGUUUAUCGCUCCUCAAAGAACUUCAGCUCAUCUGAUGCCGGGACUUACUACUGUGCUGUGGCCACAUGUGGAGAGAUAUUAUUUGGAGAUGUUACACAUCCGCAAUUAGAGAAAACUGCAAGUCCUGAAGUUGUUGCACUGGUGAUAGCGAUCGUCUGCUUGGUCAUUUCUGUGAUUGGAAACAUUGUUUUCUUCUGUUGCCGAACUUCAAAAUGUAAAGGAAUAGAAAACCCCACUGGGCAAGCAAGAUAUGACAACUCAAGCCUACCAGUGCAUGAUAUGAUUGAAGGGGGAAAUGAUCUGAACUAUGCUGCCCUUCAUUUCUCUGGAAGGAAGGCUACAAGAGGAAGAAAUAGGAGUGAUUUGACGACUGAAGAAAAACCGGCUUACGGUCUUUUGGUGAUUUACAGACUGACGAUGUAUUUCUGCUUCUGCCGUCUGUGGUCUCGGCCAUUAGUGUGAUUGUUAUAGCCAUCCUUAUUCACGCCAUCAAGGAAAAACAAGUGUGAUUAUUGCCAUGACAAGGGUAAGUAUAGUCCCUCUCUAUAUCUCUUAUUAGCUGAUGCUAAUAUCAGUAUUUAUAAAAACUAGGUUAUCGUUAUCGAUUUCUAAAUUCCUUUUGUUCAUAUUGUAGCUGCCGUGUCCCUGCAAGAAAAUGUUGCAAAAAUAAAUGUAAAGGUAAGUUCACUAUUGCAAAAAACGUAUCAUGCAUUUUGAUCAGUUUUGACCAAGUUCGUUCUUGUCUGUAUUACAUUUCCUCAGAGAAAUGAAGACCCAUGGAUGUAUUCUACUGUCGUCUUUACCGUCAUGGAAACCAGCAUUGGUGUAACUAGGGAGGGAAGAGCAGCAAAGAGAGGAUCUACGCUGCUGCCAAAGCUUUUGGAACGGAUUAGCUUGUUAGAAGUGGACUCCGCUAGGGCUGACACAUAUUUGUUUUGCUCACAGAUCGGACAGCAAGCGGAUAAUGAGAUUUAUCCUGAAUUUGACAAUUGUAUUGCAUUAAAUAAGCAGACUGCAGCUUGCCUGUUUGAGUUUUAAAGCUAAAAGCUGUUAUACUAUGUGUGAUUUAGAUUGCAUUGAGCCUAUGAUGUUUAUCUGGAAUAUUCUUUUGUUCAUAUGCUUACAUGUAAAAAUACUUGAUUAAAAUAA
This is a messenger RNA of Trematomus bernacchii (emerald rockcod), 1846 nucleotides long. RefSeq lists its product as uncharacterized. The coding region runs from base 80 to 1159 and encodes 359 amino acids. The record is from RefSeq and is a predicted model, not a curated record. Gene Ontology annotation, biological process: response to bacterium. NCBI's taxonomy places the organism in Eukaryota, Metazoa, Chordata, Actinopteri, Perciformes, Nototheniidae. The transcript is spliced from 7 exons.